This is a messenger RNA of Panonychus citri (citrus red mite), 5046 nucleotides long. RefSeq lists its product as uncharacterized. NCBI's taxonomy places the organism in Eukaryota, Metazoa, Arthropoda, Arachnida, Trombidiformes, Tetranychidae. The coding region runs from base 3517 to 4923 and encodes 468 amino acids. The transcript is spliced from 2 exons. The record is from RefSeq and is a predicted model, not a curated record.
UCAAUUGGCAACGAAAACCUUGAAUUAAAUGUUAGAUUAUCAAAGUUUACAUGAUAAACAACAAUAUCCAAGGCCAAUGUUAGGCCUGAGUUAAGUUACCAAGCAGGUUUCAAGAAUCAACAAUUUGAGCCAACAAUCAGUUGAACAAUUAACUUUAAUCUAACCUAACAUAUGAGUUGUAAUGUUAAACACUGUUAAUUGUUACAGUUAUCAAAUAUAAUUAGGAUAAUAAUAAUGAUAAGUACGAUGGUUAUGAAUUGAAUUCUGUUGGUGUUACAAAUUGUUAUUGUUUCAUUAAUAUCAUGAUAUUGUUUUUAAUUAUUUUAUCAAUUUGAAGAGAGAGAGAAAAAAUUACCUGGAUUCUGAAAAUGCCCUGAAGGUCAUUAAAUAUCUUUAACGCAUGAGCUUCAUUUGAUCAACAUCUUCAAGUGACCUGAGAUGAGGUCAAAAUUAAGAUGAUUAAGUAAAUUGAAGGGUUGAUAGUUUUUCUUAAUGAUUUUAUGCUCCAUUGUAAACAUCAAGUCUUCAUCUCUUAAUUGUCAGUGUUCAUUAUCAUUAAAAUUCAAAUUUUUACAUCAGAAUGAAAGAGAAAGAAAAAAACAUUUAAUUUACUAAUUGUUGUAAAUUUCAAUCUUUUAACGAAAUCAGUGUUUGCAAAGCGUUUCAAUCAUCAACCUUAAUCAUUAUAACGGUUUUUUCUUGAUUGUUCACUCGGUUGGUCAAGGAUUUGUUACUUUCUUUUUCUUAUUGUUCUUAAAGGAUUAGAUUAAAAGAGAGUUAAUUGUGAUGAAACUUAGAUGAUUAUCUUCCUGUGAUCUAAUUAGAUUAUAUCUUAUUCAGUAUUCCCUUGAUCAGAACAAUUAUAUCAUUGUUUUCAUUAUCGAGAAUAUAAUUGCUGAUUGGAAAAGAAAAAUGAAAUUUUACCAGAAAAGCGCAAGAACACAAAUUACAACGUAAUCAGUUGAUGAUUACGAUGAAGAAAAUGAAGAUGAGGAUGACAAGAAGAUGAUGAGGAGGAAGAAGAAGAAGAUAAUGAUGAUGAGUUCGAGUAAACAUGGCGCCCAGUCCGUGAGCCGAUUCAAUCUCAUUCUUUUCCUAUUUUCCUCUUCCAUAUCAUCUUCAUCAUCCUCAUCACCAUCUCUUUGCCUCUUCUUGUCUCUCUCUCUCUCUCUCUCUUUCUUCCCUUCGUGAGGUAAAAUCGUUAAAGUGAAAAAGAAAGAGAAGAUAAGGUAAAAUAGAAAGAGACUCUGGAAGAUAAAGAAAGGAGAGAAAAAGAUCAAGAGAGGGAAAAAAGAAAGAGAUGAUGAUGAUGAUAGAGAAAACUAAGGUUAAACCCCAUUUUGUUUUCCAUUGUUUCCCCUAUCAUCCAUUCCGACACGAGCCAAUCAGAGUGAGAUGCCAACUCAGCUCUUGUUCAUCAUCUUCAUCAUCUUUAUCAUCCUCAUCAUCAUUCCCUCUUUCUUUAUCCUCUUUCUUUUACUCUUUCUUUCUCUCUCUCUCUCCAUUAUCACCUUUAGCAUUUUGACCCUUUCGAGUUUUAUCAUUUUCGACUUACAUUAUCAUCACCAAACGAACUCCUUGUUAAUCAUGUUUCGAGAAAAGAAAAACAUAAUUUUCAUAAUUAAACUCGUCAACAAUUAGUUUUAAUCACUUUCAACUCACCUAAUUGUUAUCAAGGUAAAACUGUAUCACAAUCAAAGAGUAAUUAACUUAACCAUAAAUUCAAUAUACUCAAAGUGUUACAAAAAGUAAUCAAGACAAAGGAAACUAAAUUAAAUUACCAACAAAGUUUCCGAAAGAAAAAAAAAUUAGUAACUACAAUUAACUUUUAAUUCAGUUUAACUGUUGAUUGUUACAAGUUAAGUAUUUAAAGUUUGAUUGAUUAACGAGAAAAUUAAAGGUAAUUGGAAACACAUCAUCUAAUCAAAUCAUCCGCUUUCAGAACUAAAUUGAUAACUACAAUUAAAGUAAAAGAGAGUAACAAUCAAAUUCAAUUAAAUGUUCAAUCUUCAAGUUAAUAAUAAAUAAAAUUAACUAAUAACAAUCUAAACAAUUAAACUAAUUCUAAUCAUUGUGAUCACCUGUGUGUGUGUAGCCUAAGUGAAGGUAUUAUUUAUAAUCAAGGUAAUUGUUACGAGAGAAGAAAAAAAAAGUUAAAUUGUGAUUAAGAUAAUCAAUUUUUGUGAUCAAGUUUAACUGAGCCUCACAAACGAGCAAGUUAAUUAAUAAGAAACAAUCAACUACAAUUAACUAACCAGUUUAAGUGAUUAAAAACAAGGACAGCCUUUUAUUGUACAUGAUGAAAACUUUGUUGUUGUUGUUGUUUACAUUUGAUUGUUAGUAUAUUUUGACAAUACAAACCAUCAACAAUCAAAUUCAUUUGUGUAACAAUUAGUAAAUCAUGAUGAAAGUAAAAACCGAUGAGAAAACUUUGAAACUCUUGUGAUCAAUUAAAUUGUAAUAUACUUGAGAGGCAAUUACAAGCCAUACAAUAUAAAAAUUUAGUCUACUGGCCAUACAAAAGGCCUCAGGGCAAAUAUAAUAGCCGAUAUCUAAUAUCUGAUUUCUUGAAAUUGAUCACAAUUAACAUGGUGAUAAUCUGAUCAAUUUGAUUGAUAAAAACCAUCCCAAUGUGACGGACCUUAAGUGCAACUUUUUUCUUGUCUUUUUCAGUGUUAACUUUAUCACUUUUUGGCCUCAUUUCAUUCAUAAGUGUUUCUUUUUCACCCUCAUCUUCAUCCUCAUCCUCAUCCUCAUCUUCAUCAUCAAUUUUGGCAACAUUCAUAAUAUUAAACCUUUCUCAUUGUUGAUCAUCAUCCUCAUCACUCAUCAUCAUGUUGAUUGUAAUAACAUGAAAUUCAAUUGAACGAGUCUUUUUCAAAUGUUGGUCUUUUUUUACUGUUAAUGUCAUUUCUUUAUACAUAAAAAGUUAUUCUUUCUGAUGAUUAAAAAGUGUUACAAACUAAAUCAACAACAAUUUAAUACAAUUUGUAAUCAAUUUUCGAUCAUCUUAAUCAUCAUCAUCAUCAAUGAAUGUUUUCACUUGAGAGAAAUUCAAGUAAAAACAAGAGAAUUGAAAAAAAAGAAAAACAUUCCUCAUCCUUCAGAAUAGUUUCUCCUUCAUCAUCUUCUUAUAAUUCAUUACUCAUUAUCACCAUCGUCAUUCAGUUAUUUCCACCACGACUUCAACCACCACCAUCGCCAUCAUCAUAUCAAUAGAAUCAUCAUCAGAACUUCAUCCUUAGUUUUAUAAUUUUCUUCCGUUUUUCUUCAUCUUCAUCUUCAUCUUUUCUGUUCUCAUUGGACUUGACGAUCGUCUUGUUAAGUUGCCAGAAUUGAGAGAUGAUGAUGAUGAGGAGAGAGAGAGAGAAGAAAAUGAGAAGAUAAAUUUGAAUUCAUCUUUAGAAUCAAGUCUCAUUUAGUUAAAUCAGUUUGUUGGAAAAACAUGACCAGUUAAAUUGUUAUUAAUUCCAUUCCAAUUUGAUAAUUGACAUUCAACAAGUUAUUUUAAUCCGAAUGGAGGUUAAUCAGGAGAAAAUGGAUAAUCCAUUGACGAAAUCAAUAAGGGAUUCGAUUGAUUGUGAACAAUCAAAUUCUUCAUCAAAAGUAAUCAAAGAGGAAAAUGAUAAAGAGAAUAGAUUUACAAAUGAUGAUGAUGAUGCUCGAAGAAAAAGUGACCAAUCGCUAUUCGAUAUGAUCAAAUCUCGACCUAAAAGGCCCAAUAGAAAAGUACCAAGUCGAUUGAUGAAAUCAACCAACGAUAAACCAGAUAUUGUCAUUAACGAAUCAACAAGUGGUGAUGAAAAAAAGCCAAAACAAUCAACACAAUCAACGAAAACAACAACAACAAUCAACAGUACUCUUGAUAUUGGACUUGAUACAUUUUUCCAAAGUUCAUUGGUCACAUUUAAACGUCGGACUUUCGCUGAUGUUUAUCCAAUGGAUGAAGUUUUAUCUAAAUGUUUAUCACAAUCAACAUCAAAAUCAACACAAAAUUCAAACGAUAAAAGUGAUAAAAACAAUAACAAUGAGAUGAAUGAUUCUCAUGAUAGAGAAAAUAAAUUAACUCCAUUAUCGUUAGCUGAUAGAAUAGCUCGAUCUCGAUCAUCACCUAAUCUAAUUGACCCAAGGAAAAUGUUACUACCUGGUGAUCCUCGUCACAAUUUAUCCAUCAUUAAGGAAUUAAGAUCUCGACAGAAAAGUGGUGAAUCAACUGAAAUCUCUCAAAAUAACAACAAUAACAAUUUAAAUCAUCAUUCAUCACUUUUGUCAGAAUUACGAGCUAAAAAUAAACCAUUUUGCUCCAAAAAAGAUGAUCCAACUUUAGUUCGUAAGGAUAAACCACCAAUUUCACUUUUAAAGCCAUCACUUAAAUCUUUCUCUCCUUCCGGGUCUUCAUCUUCUAAAUUAUCAUCAUCUUCAUCAUCAGCAUCAUCGUCUUCAUCUUUCUCUUCAUCAGUACAACAAUCUGGUCAAUUUUUCAAUGUUAAAUUGAGAGAAACAAAAUCAAAUAAGGUUAACAAUUUGAUCAAAUCAUAUACAAGAGCUUCUUUUCCUGUUAAUAGUGAAACUGAUUCUGGUGAGAAGGUGAAAAGAAACAGUGAACCAAAUUGUAAUCAAGUUAAUCAUCAAGAUAAUCAACAUGAGAUAGAGAGGAAAGAUAAUUCUGAUUCUGAUUCUGUUUCUGUUUCUGGUGGUGGAGAAGAUGAUAAAAGAUUAUCGAAGGAGGCAAGCGCUUUAAAUACUGAUGAUGAUGAGAAGGAAGAGAAAAGCCAUCGAUCGAGUGGAGAGUCAUCAUCAUCAUCUGAUGAUGAUGAUGAUGAGGAAGAAGACGAAGAGAAACAAGCAGAAAAGAAAGGAGAUAAUGAGGAUGAUAAUUGCCAUCAAAAUGGAACCAAAUCUUCGGGUAAAUUAUCUUGCUGAUCGAAAAUGUAUAAAGACAAAUAAUAAACAAAGAACAAAAAAAUACCAAUAAGACAAAAUUUGCAAUAAAACUUUGUAAUUACGAGACUUUUUUUCUUGUAUUUUUUAAAUGUUAUAUAUAAA